This is a messenger RNA of Parasteatoda tepidariorum (common house spider), 895 nucleotides long. RefSeq names its product cuticle protein 10.9. Gene Ontology annotation, cellular component: chitin-based extracellular matrix. NCBI's taxonomy places the organism in Eukaryota, Metazoa, Arthropoda, Arachnida, Araneae, Theridiidae. The record is from RefSeq and is a predicted model, not a curated record. Gene Ontology annotation, molecular function: structural constituent of chitin-based larval cuticle.
AUAUCAUUCGUAGAAUUUUUAAUAGGCAUAUUCAAUUAUAUAUAUAGAAGAAAUUUUUAUGAUCAUGCACAAUUUAGUUCUUAGCUAAACAGAAAGGUUUUUAAAAAUGAAGGUUUUAGUUGUUUUUGCUGCUCUCUUAGCCAUCGCCUAUUCUCAGGGUGAUGAAAGUCCAAAGCCAUAUUCCUUCAGUUACAUUGCAACAGGUGACGAAGGCAGCAGCAGUCAUUCUGAAACAGCAGAUGGAUCCGGAACAGUUCGUGGAUCUUAUUCACUCAGCGACGCAGACGGUCGCAAUCGUGUUGUAGAAUAUGUCGCUGGAAUCGAUGGCUUUGUUGCUAACAUCAGAACAAACGAACCAGGAACAGAUAACGCUGCACCCGCUGAUGUUACUAUUGAAUCCACCGCUGAUGGAGCCAAGGCUUAUGCUGCCGUUGUCAAACCUGAACCCAGACCUCAACGUGUUCGAUACGUCCUUGUUCCUGCAACAGAUUAAUAACGGCAAUCUUAGAAUAAAGGAUCUGAAUAUUUUCAAGAGCUUUUUAUGAAAAAAAAUCAUUAUUUUUAAAUGUUUUUGGUUGAUUUCGAAUUUCUUAAAGAACUAUUAUAUAUUUGUGACUAAGUAUAAAAUAGUUCUUUACAAUCUCUUGCCUAGAAUCUGGAAUUUUUCUGCUUUUCAUUUAACAACUAUCAUUGUUUCUUUGUGAUUUUGAAUUGUCUUUGGGAAUAGGGUGAUUAGAAAUCUUUGUUUCAAUUUUUGAAGCUUUCAAGUUGGAAAAGGUGCAUCUUUUUAUCCAUAAAAAUCUUCCAUAACAUAUUUUGUUGUCAAAUUUGAGUUCCUGUUUGUGUCUUUGUUACUUUUCGGAAUAAUAAAAUUAUAUCUAUUAUUUUACUAGAA